Melitaea cinxia (Glanville fritillary) is the source of this 794-nucleotide messenger RNA. RefSeq lists its product as uncharacterized. NCBI's taxonomy places the organism in Eukaryota, Metazoa, Arthropoda, Insecta, Lepidoptera, Nymphalidae. The transcript has 2 exons. The record is from RefSeq and is a predicted model, not a curated record. The coding region runs from base 1 to 690 and encodes 229 amino acids.
AUGUUGGUUGCCCUAAACAUUGUUUUAAAUUUACAGACGGGAGGGGAUAAUACCUUCAUUCUACAAGAUGAAGAUACAGAUAGUGUAUCAUCAAUUUUAGGUGUUACAUGUACUGAUCAGAGUGCUGAGUUUGAUGGUGAUGGGGUGACCAAAACAGUUGCUGUCGAAGUUCCUCUUAAGCCAGCUCUUCAAAUACUUGAGAUGCCACCCCAAAAACUAGCUCAAGCUAUUGAUAUUACCAGUAGAUCUGGCGAUGAUGGGUUAAGAGAUAGCAAUAAAGGAUCUGAUUGCCCAACGAAGCAUUUGAACCCAUCUAAUAAAAUGUCUCAUCAAGGAAAGAAACUCUCGGAAGAAGUGCAGAUGGCUCAGAGGGAAAAGGAUAUAGAAAUGAGAUCCUUUAUCCAUGAGAAGGCUCAAAAAGUAAAAUUAGAAAAUAAGAUAUUAGAACUGCAAAUUUUAAAAUCGGAAUAUGAAUUAACAAAUAUGCAAAAUGAAAAAAUAAAAAGUGAUGAAAUAAAGGCUAAAAAAACAAACUAUGAAUUAAAAAAAUUAAAAUUAGAUAACGAAAAAACUGACAAUGAAAUUAGAUAUUUACAAUUGAAAAACAUAAAAUUAGGGUUGGAAAUUGAAGAUUUAAAACAAAAAAUGGCUAAUAAUAAAUGGAAUAUAUCAGAAGUAUACAAAUUUUAAAUGUAAUCUUUUUAGUAUAAUUUGUCUAUUUUUAAAUUUAAUAGAAAGCCAAAUUAAAACAAUGUUAUGAUAUACAGUGAUUUAUUUUCAUAUGAUUAGUUAUU